Arabidopsis lyrata subsp. lyrata is the source of this 1659-nucleotide messenger RNA. RefSeq lists its product as uncharacterized. Lineage: Eukaryota; Viridiplantae; Streptophyta; Magnoliopsida; Brassicales; Brassicaceae. The transcript has 6 exons. The coding region runs from base 65 to 1294 and encodes 409 amino acids. The record is from RefSeq and is a predicted model, not a curated record.
CCAUCAUCUCACACGGGAUCACCAAAUACAAAAGUCGUCGAUUAUUUCUGGUAGAUCUAGGGUUAUGGAUUCCAAAUUGGAGAACGCGGAUGAUGAAAAUUCGAUGAUGGAGAUCUCUGAGGAGAAUGAAUCAAGGAAGCGCAAGGCAGAUGAUACUUUCCCGGUGGAUUCCUCCGAUGUUGGCGAGAAAGAAGAACAAGUCGACGACGAAGACAUAACAAUAAGUGAGGAGGAGAAAAUGGACGUGUCGAGCCGCGAGGAGGGCCAAGAAUGGGACGUGGAUAGUUUCGACGUAGGUCACCAAUACACAACUAAAAAGAAGGUGGAUCCAAACGAUGAGGAAGCUGUCAAAAUGCGUCGAUACAGACUUCAGAUGUAUCAGACCAAUGGUUUCAACGUGGAUAUGGAAAACUAUCCAGGGAGAGUGGCCUACCGAGAACUUUGGGCUGUUGAUCUUGAUGAACCCUUUCGGUCAAGUGGUCUAACAGGGCGUGCCUACAUGCAAAACUGUGUUGAUUUGGCAAUACAAAGAUACAACAGAAUCAAUCAAAAGACCCUCACAUGUGAGCAUAUUGUGAGGGCUAUUAUCUGUGUGGUCGACGGAAUCAAAUCCUACAUCACCUUCAUGGCCAGAGAGACUCCAGAUGGAAAUCUUGUCGAGUAUCAAGCUAAAACUGAGAAAAAGUUCUGGCAAAAACAUGCUCACGCCCUCUUUUGCAGGCCAACUCCUAUACCUAAAGUUAUACAAGUGCCUAAGGACGAAGAUUGUGAUCCAAUUUGUGACGGCUCCAGCCGUGACGGGUCCAGCCGCGAAAGCGACCAAGAAUGGGACGUGGAUAGUUUGGAUGAUGAAUCCGAUUACAAGCCCCCAGAUAUGCUGGCUCCCACCGACGAGGAAAUUGAAAAGAUGCGUCUAUAUAGACCUCAUAUGUAUCGGAGCAAGGGUUUCUACGUGGAUGGAGAAAGCUACUCUGGGAAAGUGGUCUACUUCUCUCAGGUUGUUCUUGAUGAACCCCUUUGGCUUACUGGGAUUACAGGCCGUGAAUACGUGCAAAGAAUGAUUGAUUUAUCUCUGGAAAAAUACAAUGAAAUCAAGGGAUCGAGUGUGACAUGUGAAUCGAUUGUGAGGGCUAUUCUGACUAGGGUGACCGGAUUCAAGAUGUACAUCACUUUCAUGGCUAGAGAGUCUCCGGGUGGAGAUCUUGUUGAAUAUCAAGCUAAGACGGAGAGGAAGGUUUGGCAAAAGAAAACUCAUGUCAUAUUUUGCAGGCCAACUCCAAAAUCAAAAGAUUGAUGUGCGUUACCAAGCUUGUGAGUAGUGAUGGACAAGUAGCUAAGUCCGGGAGAGGGGUAGAUAACCUAUGGUUUAAUUUUUUCUUGAUCUUUUAUCGGACCGUAAGAACGGGAUAAAAGUGCUGCUUCAAUCGAAUUUGAGGGGGUAUUAAUGUUCCGAAAAAAUUAACUUCGUUCAGACUUCAAGAUUUCUAGUAAAAUAGUAUGAAAUACGCUCUAUGAAAAUGGUAUUUAAUGCUGUUAAUUAGUCUUCUUUUUUUCCUUCUUUCCUGACUUGGUCUCUUACAAAGUAAAAUCACCGGUUCUUUGCACAUGAUUCUGUAAUUCUGUUACCUUUGGUUUUCGGUUUAAUCCUGGUUAAGUAAA